Molecule: messenger RNA, 1980 nt
Organism: Mytilus trossulus (common blue mussel)
Lineage: Eukaryota; Metazoa; Mollusca; Bivalvia; Mytilida; Mytilidae
Exons: 5
Coding region: 1-1980 (659 amino acids)
Source: RefSeq, a predicted model, not a curated record
AUGUUAACAAUUGAAAAAGCAACCAUUGCAGAUUCUGGAAAAUAUUAUGUUAAAGCUGGAAACGUGGAAAUGGAAAUUCAAGUAAUUGUGAAAGAUAUGUUUAGACAACCAUUGGUUGAUGUAACAAUUAUGGAAGGUUUAGAUGCAAAGUUUGAGUUUGAAACAGAGGAAACAAACGUUCCAGUCCAGUGGUUUUAUAAAACCAAAGAGAUAAUUCACAAACCUGAUAAAAUACAAAUACAUAAACACCUAGGACGUAAACAUGCACUUACUAUAUUAAAGGCUUGUGAGGAGGAUAGUGGAAGUUACAUUAUUACAAUAAGAGGUUGUGACCAUUCUGUUGAAUUAAACGUGAAAGCCAGUCAAAAACCUCAAGUUUUAUCAAUUGAUCAGAGUGAAGAAUAUGCAGACUGUGCAUUUUGGGAUUUUGCUGGGCAGAAGGAAUUCUAUGCAACACACCAGACCUUUCUCAGUGCGAAUGCUGUGUAUCUUUUGGUUGUAGAUAUAUCUGAAGAUUUUAAAAGUAAAACAUAUGAAAAUAUGAUUGAAAAGGAAUUCGAUACCAUUGGAGAAUACAUUGACUUCUGGCUCGAUAACAUUCAUUGCUAUUGCACAGACGACAAGAAAACAGCAGCUCAAGAAAACUUAGAUAGUGUUCUUAACCCUCCUGUUAUCAUAGUUGGAACUGGGAUCGACAAAAUACCUCAGAACGAGAGAGAGGAAAGAAAACAAAAGUUUCUAAAAUAUCUGGAUGACACCAUGUCUACACAACCAAAGAGAAGACAUUUUCGAAAACCACAUUUCUUGUCAAACACAUAUCCAUCUUAUAAUAAACAGGAAUUUGAAGAACUGCGAAAAGAUAUUUUUUUUAAGGCAAAGGAUCUAUCAAAUUGGGAGGAAAAUCUCCCAGUGCGAUGGGUAGUUUUGGAAAAAGAAAUUUGCAGUAUAAAAGUGAAAAAGGAUAUCCUGCAUGCUGAAGCUGAAGGACAAACCCCAGCGUUGGAAAACAAAAAGGUAAUGUUCCAUACUGAAGCUCAAUCCUUAGCUGAUGAGUGUUCAUUUCCUAAUGUCAAACAAGAAACUUCUGAACUAGACUCUUUUCUCAAGUAUGAACACGAAAUUGGUAAUAUCGUAUUUUUCAAAGAAGUAAAAGAAUAUAUUGUAUUAGACCCAAAAUGGUUAGUAGACGUUUUCAGAUGUUUCGUCUCAAAUGAUUAUAACGACGAUACUUUGGGUAUGACAGAAUGGGAUGUACUAACCAAAACAGGAAAACUAGAAGAUACAUUGAUAGAAACAUUACUACGAAAAAUUCCGUGUCUAAUAUCGACGAAGCAUAAACAAUAUUUGGUAGAAUUAAUGGAAGAAUUUGGCAUCAUUGUAAAACCAAAAAAUAAUUCCUCCAUGAAUGACAUAUACAUGCCUUGCAUGAUCAAACCUAGGCAAUUUCAAGAAAUGUUUGGAAAGAUUGAUGAUGAAACUGAAUAUUGCAAACAGUCCUCUUGGUUCUGUCUUGUGUUCGACUUUUUACCACCGUCAUAUUUCAAUCAUGUUUUAGUAAGCUUUGUUAAAAACAAUCAGCUAUUUUAUGACAAAAAAGACAGAAGGCUUGAAAUAUAUCGCAAUGGUGGAAUAUUUCAGCUAAAUAUUAGUGGUAGCAAGAUACUUGUCAUUUGCCUCUCGAAAAAUCUAAUUGCUAUGAAAGUUGUACAGUGCAAUUCUAGUGAAGAUGUGUGUUACAGUUACAUCAAAACCCAAUUGAUAAAUCUUGUUGAUUCGAUUAAAUUACGAUAUUGUAUUAAUGUCAACUAUGAAAUAAGAUUUAAAUGCCAAGGUGGAAGUCUUUAUGAUAAUGAGGGAAUUGGUUAUGAUGAAGCAAUGGAAAAAAGUGAAUACCGAUGUACAGAUCAUAACGGAAUGCAUUCGUGCAAAGACAUAUACAGAUACUGGUUAAAGGUAAGAUACAAUUCUUCAACGUUUUAA